Magnusiomyces paraingens is the source of this 2586-nucleotide messenger RNA. RefSeq lists its product as uncharacterized. Gene Ontology annotation, cellular component: ribonuclease MRP complex; nucleolar ribonuclease P complex. The coding region runs from base 1 to 2586 and encodes 861 amino acids. The record is from RefSeq and is a predicted model, not a curated record. The transcript has a single exon. NCBI's taxonomy places the organism in Eukaryota, Fungi, Ascomycota, Dipodascomycetes, Dipodascales, Dipodascaceae. Gene Ontology annotation, biological process: tRNA 5'-leader removal.
AUGGCUGGCACAAACAACUCCGCCACAUCUAGAAAACGCGCAAAACUGCGCAACGCAAGACAAAUUUUAGUUCAACAUCAAGAUCCAGCAAUCGAUGGAGGGAAACUUAAUGUUCCUGAGUUUCUGCGUGCUAGACGCUUUGAAAUCUCUCAACUUCAAUCUGCAAUGUUAAAGUCUCGUUCUGCAGCUUCAAAACGUGCCUUUCAAGCUUUACCAAGAAGUUUACGAAGAAGAACAGCUUCUCAUAAUGUUAAGCGUAUGCCUAAAAGACUUCGAGAUAGAGCUCGUUAUGAAAUGUUGGCUUCAGAUUCAUCAUCAUCAUCAUCAUCAUCAAAAACAACUUCUAAACAAACUUUGGAUAAAAUUGGACUAGUCAAAUCGAAAAAAUUAAGAGGUUAUUUGCGUGUUAAACAACGUGCUCUCACACAAAGCCUCAAAGCUCAAGCAAAAUCCGCAGCAGUAGUACCAGUACCAACAGAAAAAGCAAAACAAACAGAACAAGCAGCAGCAUCAGCAGCAGAAUCAACAACAACACCAACACCAACACCUGUACUAGCAGCACCAACUUUAAAAUUUAAUAAACAAGCAACAAAUGAAUUGGCCGCUCCGCCUCCUGGUAAAACUAAAUACGCCCACCGCCAGCGUACUAAAACUUGGCUUCCAACCCACGUGUGGCAUGCCAAACGCGCCCAUCUCACUUCUCUCUGGUCCUUUGCUAUUCCUACCCAUCCAUCCCUUAAAGCCUACCGUGCCACCCACCGCGCAGCCUCACGCCCAGGUGUUGCAAUUGCUUGGGAUGCUUCCUACACGGCCUCGUUUAUCCUCGAAGCCCCCGAUGAAACUCUUUUGAUUAAAACUCUAGCAUGUGUUACUCUGGGGUCUUAUGCUCAUACAGACCAAUUGGCAAAUGGUGUUAGAUCAUGGCAAGGAAUGGCUUAUGAACCUUCAGGUGCAGCUCUGGCUCCUGUCCUUGUGGUUUGGGAACCUCAACAGCAACAGCAACAGCAACAGCAACAGCAACCAAAUACCUCCUACAAAGCAUUGCUCCGGUGCCACCCGGCAGCCUCUGUACGACUUGUUUCUUUGCUCGACCAUCUUCGCUCUCUUACCAAAUUCGAAUACCAUGACUUUCGCUAUCUCCUGGGCUCUAUUGAUAUCACAGGUCCUCGAUCUCUUCCUGCCCUAAAUGCAAUCUUUAAACUCAAGCCAGGCGACCAUAAGGCCGCUCUUUGGAAUAACAUUGGAUGUUUUUCAAACUCAGCUGCCCUUCCAUCAAAUGUCGUCAUUGCUCUAGAAGCAACUGACCCUCGUCUCUCAUACCCUCCUCAUUACUCUACUACUACUACUAAUAAUAAUAAUAAUAAUACUAAUAAUAAUAAUGAUAAUAAUAGUUCUCACACAGACUUUGAUCCAGUCCAGUUAAUUGCCAAUUGGCCAGAUAAAACUCUCGUCGACCCAGCCACUCCAUCCAUCUUUGAUUCUUCUGUAAUCAAUAACUCUUAUAUCAACCAGCCCUCUCAAAAAUCAAUUGAUAAACGUAGAGCUGCUGCAACCUCCAACUCAACCCAUCUCCCCUUUACAAACUCAGAUCCAACUUUCCCCGUACUUCUCUUAAAAACAAGCCCAAACUCAUGGACUGCCAUUAUCCCCUGGGGGUGGGUCAUGCCAACUUGGUACUCCCUCCAACACCUUCCAGGGAUUCGCCUUGGUGGACUGGACCAGCGUCACCAAUUAGCAUUUGAAUCAGGCCAACUUUAUUUCCCCACUGAUUACGUGGGGUGCUCUGCAGCCCUUACCACUAUUGAAAAGGAGGCUAGACAAAUUCGUGAAACUUGGGCUCGUAAGCCUCUUAAAAAACGAAUUUCAUACCGCCGUGCUCUUAUUUCGAAAAGUACAAUAGACGGAUCCACUCUCCGGGUACGUGGUGAAAUCGGAAGCCCGUUUAGAUGCGAUUGGAAAUAUCUUUGGAAAAUCCAUGGUGGAGUCGGUGACCAGAAAGACCCUCAGGAUAUAGAAGUCGAGGGCUUAGAAGAAACUUGUGCACACCAAUUUCUUGAAGAAUCUAAAAAAUAUACCCCGAAACCAAACAUUUCAAAUAUACAAUCUUUUAUUUCGGAUUCCCUUCAAGCUGAAACUCAACAAGUUCCACAUACUUAUGCUACUUUUUCAAAUUAUGCCCAAUCAAUCAACACUACAGUUGAUCCUCCAACUCCAACUCCAAACUCUCCAAAACCUUUGCUUGUCACUCCUGUCAAAAUUCACUGUGUUACUCGUGGAACUCCUCAACCUAACGCUCGCAUUUAUCGUAUCCCCCCAGACCAAACUAAACUUUGGCUUGCAUCCUGUGCUUCCCCAGGAACUCCUUCUCCAACAUGCCCAGACUCUUCUUACCUGAUUGGUUUUGUGACAUCUGGUGCAUUCAACCUUCGCCAUGCUUCAGGAACAGGCGUGGGUGCCGUUGCAACAUACAUUUACAAUACUCAAGUCUCCAACAAAAAUUCUAUGUUAUGUUUGGUACGCAACGUAGGCUCUUCAGUCACCAGACUUGCCAAAAUCUCCCAAAUCCCUCUUGUAAAUGCUUAUUAA